Molecule: messenger RNA, 1956 nt
Organism: Ylistrum balloti
Lineage: Eukaryota; Metazoa; Mollusca; Bivalvia; Pectinida; Pectinidae
Exons: 1
Coding region: 1-1956 (651 amino acids)
Source: RefSeq, a predicted model, not a curated record
AUGACCUUGACAACAAAUGUGGUAUUCCGAAGAACCUUGACGACACAUGUGGUAUUCCGAAGGACCUUGACAACGCUUGUGGUAUUCCGGAGGACCUGUGGUACGGAGGACCUUGACAAAGCUUUUGGUAUUCCGGAGGACCUUGUCAAUAAAUGUGGUAUUCCGGAGGACCUUGACAACAAAUGUGGUAUUCUGAAGGACCUUGACAACGCAUGUGGUAUUCUAAAGGACCUUGACAACAAAUGUGGUAUUCUAAAGGACCUUCACAACAAAUGUGGUAUUCUAAAGGACCUUGACAACAAAUGUGGUAUUCCGGACGACCUUGUCAACGCUUGUGGUAUUCUAAAGGACCUUGACAACGCUUGUGGUAUUCUAAAGGACCUUGACAACGCUUGUGGUAUUCUAAAGGACCUUGACAACGCUUGUGGUAUUCUAAAGGACCUUGACAACAAAUGUGGUAUUCCGGAGGACCUUGACAAAGCUUUUGGUAUUCCGGAGGACCUUGUCAAUAAAUGUGGUAUUCCGGAGGACCUUGACAACAAAUGUGGUAUUCUGAAGGACCUUGACAACGCAUGUGGUAUUCUAAAGGACCUUGACAACCAUUGUGGUAUUCUACAGGACCUUGACAACAAAUGUGGUAUUCCGGACGACCUUGUCAACUCUUGUUGUUUUGCUAAGUACAUUGCAAUUAACUUUGGUAUUCCGGAGGACCUUGACAACGCUUGUGGUAUUCUGAAGGACCUUGUCAACGCUUGUGGUAUUCUAAAGGACCUUUACAACGCUUGUGGUAUUCUAAAGGACCUUGACAACGCUUGUGGUAUUCCGAAGGACCUUGUCAAUAAAUGUGAUAUUCCGGAGGACCUUGACAACGCAUGUGGUAUUCUGAAGGACCUUGUCAAUAAAUGUGGUAUUCUGAAGGACCUUGUCAAUAAAUGUGGUAUUCUAAAUGACUUUGACAACAAAUGUGGUAUUCCGAAGGACCUUGACGACGCAUGUGGUAUUCUGGAGGACCUAGACAACGCAUGUGGUAUUCUAAAGGACCUUGACAACAAAUGUGGUAUUCUAAAAGACCUUGACAACAAAUGUAGUAUUCCGAAGGACCUUGACAACGCAUGUGGUAUAUUGAUGAACCUUGUCAAUACAUAUGGUGUUCUUAAGGACCUUGUCGAUAAAUGUGGUAUUCCGAAGGACAUUGACAACGCAUGUGGUAUACUGAUAGACAUUGACAAUGCAUGUGGUAUUCCGAAGGACCUUGACAACGCUUGUGGUAUUCCGGAGGACCUUGACAACGCUUUGGUACACCGUGACAGCAAAUGUGGUAUUCCGGAGGACCUUGACAAAGCUUGUGGUAUUUCGGAGGACCUUGAUAACGCUUGUGGUAUUCUGAAGGACCUUGUCAAUAAAUGCGGUAUUCCGGAGGACCUUGAGAACGCAUGUGGUAUUCUGAAGGACCUUGACAACGCAUGUGGUAUUCUGAAGGACCUUGACAACAAAUGUGGUAUUCUAAAGGACCUUGACAACGCUUGUGGUAUUCUAAAGGACCUUGACAACAAAUGUGGUAUUCCGGAGGACCUUGUCAACGCUUGUGGUAUUCUAAAGGACCUUGACAACGCUUGUGGUAUUCUAAAGAACCUUGAAAACAAAUGUGGUAUUCCGGAGGACCUUGACAACGCUUGUGGUAUUCCGAAGGACCUUGUCAAUAAAUGUGGUAUUCCGGAGGACCUUGACAACGCAUGUGGUAUUCUGAAGGACCUUGUCAAUAAAUGUGGUAUUCUGAAGGACCUUGUCAAUAAAUGUGGUAUUCUAAAUGACCUUGACAACAAAUGUGGUAUUCCGAAGAACCUUGACGACGCAUGUGGUAUUCUGGAGGACCUAGACAACGCAUGUGGUAUUCUAAAGGACCUUGACAACAAAUGUGGAAAAGGAAAAUAUCAACAAAAGAAAGAUGUAUAUUGA